Messenger RNA from Nematolebias whitei (Rio pearlfish), 813 nucleotides. RefSeq names its product junctional adhesion molecule 2b (gene jam2b). The transcript has 9 exons. The coding region runs from base 1 to 813 and encodes 270 amino acids. Gene Ontology annotation, cellular component: protein complex involved in cell adhesion; tight junction; cell surface. Gene Ontology annotation, biological process: leukocyte tethering or rolling. Lineage: Eukaryota; Metazoa; Chordata; Actinopteri; Cyprinodontiformes; Rivulidae. The record is from RefSeq and is a predicted model, not a curated record.
AUGGACACCUACGGCUUAAACACAAGCGUGGCCUCUAUAUAUGCUGUGCUGUUUUGUGAGUUCAGGACAGAAAAAGACCAGAACCCUCGAAUUGAGUGGAAGAAGAAAGGAAAGGGGGUGACUUUUGUUUACUUUAAUAAUAAAUUUAUUGGAACCUACGCAGGACGAGCCAGGAUGGAGGGCGCAACGCUGACGAUUCACUCCGUCACCCAGAAAGACUCAGGAGAAUACCGCUGCGAGGUGACGGCCAGUGAGGACCACGUCAACCUCGGAGAGGCAAUUGUGACACUCAGCGUGCUCGUACCUCCUCAUGUCCCAUCCUGCGAGGUGCCAAGCUCCGUGUUUGUUGGAUCAGGCCUGGAGCUUCAGUGUAAGGACAAACUGAGUGUCCCUCCUGCCACCUACCGCUGGUACAAAGACAACAAGGCUCUGACACCCACCGGAGAGUCUCCUUACAGCUUGGACUCAAGCAAGGGCACGCUGAAGUUUCAAAGUGUGUCCAAAAUGGAUGAAGGAAUGUACCGCUGUGAGUCCUCCAACAGUGUGGGAGCGCCUAAGAGCUGCGUGGCUCAACAGCUGAAAGUUAUAGAAUAUCCUUGGAAUAUGACCAUGUUAAUAGCAGGCGCUGCAGGAUUUGUGGCACUUUUCCUUUUGUGCUGCAUCAGUGUUUGUAUCUGCCGCCGCCGAGGCUGCUGCAAGAAGAGCAAGAAGACAAAAAGCUCCAAGCCUUACAACCCUCCACCUCCUCCUCCUCUUCCUCCUCCCAGCCGAAACCUCAAGCACUACAGACAAACGCAGUCCUUCAUGAUCUGA